AUGUUUAGCUGUAGGUGGGUUGUUGCAAAAGCUAAAAGACUGUCAAAUCCGGAUGAAUCAGAUGGAAAAAUAAAUUUAGGUUUAUUCGAAGGUGAAAAAAAAUUAAAUGUCAAAUAUGGUUGGAGAGAAUAUAUGGUUCAUGUGACACAAUUGGCUCACACAGAAAGAGAAUUUCUUUUGUAUGGAGCUUGGAUAGCAACAAUCGCAUGCCUGGUCAUCGGUUUGCUCUUUUCCACACUUUGUGCUAUUUUUGCCGUUUUGAAUACGGCAACCAAUCAAUAUUUAGCUUUAUUGGGUGUACCUGGACUGUACGUUUGGAAUUUACUCGCCGCAUCUUUUCACAGUUUUGCCGUCAUAUUGUGGGUAGUUCAAUUUGUACAAAAAUUACAAUUUAACGUUAUGUCAAGAGAAGAUAUAAACAAUAGAUGGACAUCACAAGAUAUGGCUUAUUUAGGAUAUUCAUUUUGGUUCGUCGUGGGUGCGAUAUUCGUUCAUUUAGCCAACGUUUUAUCCGUGUGUAUUGGAACAAGAGAUUCGAAACAAAAUAAAAAUUCAAUGCCAAUGGUAGAAGAGAAAACGGGAGGAGCCAUUAUGUUAUAUUAA
Messenger RNA from Pediculus humanus corporis (human body louse), 603 nucleotides. RefSeq lists its product as uncharacterized. The transcript is spliced from 4 exons. The record is from RefSeq and is a predicted model, not a curated record. NCBI's taxonomy places the organism in Eukaryota, Metazoa, Arthropoda, Insecta, Psocodea, Pediculidae. The coding region runs from base 1 to 603 and encodes 200 amino acids.